AUCACACAUCAAAUUCUCUUUUGUUCUUCUCUGUUCUGCCCCACUCUUAAGCUGUACUGCCCUCCAUCAAGUGCCCAAGAAGAAAAUGGCUUUAAGUGGAGUGCCCGUGAUAGGGUUUUUCAUCACAGCCAUCCUGACGAGCCUUCCAGAAUCACGGGCUGUCAAAGAGGAUCAUGUGAUCACACAGGCUGAGUUCUACAUGACCCCUGACCCAUCAGGCGAGUUUAUGUUUGACUUUGAUGGCGAUGAGAUUUUCCACGUGGAUAUGGAAAAGAAGGAGACAGUCUGGCGGCUUAAAGAAUUUGGACAAUUUGCCAGCUUUGAGGCUCAGGGUGCACUGGCCAAUAUAGCUGUCGACAAAGCCAACCUGGAAGUCAUGAUUAAGCGCUCCAACCACACCCCGAACACCAAUGUUCCUCCAGAGGUGACUGUGCUCCCAAACAGCCCUGUGGAGCUGGGAGAGCCCAACAUCCUCAUCUGCUUUGUGGACAAGUUCUCUCCACCAGUGAUCAAUGUCACGUGGCUUCAAAAUGGAAAUCCUGUCACCACUGGAGUGUCUGAGACAGUCUUCCUGCCCAGGAAAGACUUCCUUUUCCGCAAGUUCCACUAUCUCCUCUUCCUGCCCUCAAAUGAGGAUGUCUAUGACUGCAAGGUGGAGCACUGGGGUUUGGACGAGCCUCUUCUCAAGCACUGGGAGUUUGAGGCACCAAUCCCCCUCCCAGAGACUACAGAGAAUGUGGUGUGUGCCCUCGGCCUGGUUGUGGGUCUGGUGGGCAUCAUCACUGGUACCAUCUUCAUCAUCAAGGGUGUGCGCAAGGGCAAUACUGCUGAACGGCCAGGGCCUCUGUAAGGCACCUGCAGGUAAUGGACUCUCUUGGCAAGAAGAUCAGUGAAGAAAUUUCUGCUUUAACAGCUUUAUAAAACUGGCAAUACUCUGAUUGUUUACCUCAGUGAAGAUAACCAUUCUCAGCAUUUUCCAGGCAUUUUACUGUGCUUUGAGUAGUGAUACCUUCCCCAUCUUUCACAUCUAGUUAUUCCUUGUGUAUUUCCCCUUCUUGUAUCUGUCUCUCUGCCAUUUCCCACAAUCAUUUUAUUAUCACCAAGUAAUGGCUCUGGAAUAGACCCAAUAGGAUCCUUCCUCCCAUAUGGAGCAUCUAUGGAGGCUUCUAUAUAAUUUAGUGCUUGGGGUUUCUUCCAACUGUGAUUGCGAUUUUUCUGAAUACAAUAAAUUGUUUCAUGGAUGUUACAUGGA
Messenger RNA from Manis pentadactyla (Chinese pangolin), 1252 nucleotides. Its product is annotated as HLA class II histocompatibility antigen, DR alpha chain. The transcript has 5 exons. Bases 86 to 850 code for a protein of 254 amino acids. Gene Ontology annotation, cellular component: membrane; MHC class II protein complex. The record is from RefSeq and is a predicted model, not a curated record. Gene Ontology annotation, molecular function: MHC class II protein complex binding. Gene Ontology annotation, biological process: positive regulation of T cell activation; immune response; antigen processing and presentation of exogenous peptide antigen via MHC class II. NCBI's taxonomy places the organism in Eukaryota, Metazoa, Chordata, Mammalia, Pholidota, Manidae.